Miscanthus lutarioriparius is the source of this 471-nucleotide messenger RNA. The record is from the annotation of a GenBank genome assembly. NCBI's taxonomy places the organism in Eukaryota, Viridiplantae, Streptophyta, Magnoliopsida, Poales, Poaceae.
AUGCCGACCAUCACGCACUACGUGCUGGAUCCCUUCCUUGAGACGGGGUCGCCUGCGCAGGUCCAGAAAGCCACGCCCAAGCCGCCGCCCUCGCCUCCGGACAAGGCCACGCCCGUGCCGGUGGCUCCUGUUAGGACGCAGACGUCGCCGGCAUCACUCUAUGCCACGCCUGAGAGCACCACCCUGCCUGACUCACCUUCCUCGUUCCCCGGAACCUGGUCGCCGUACAUCAUCAACCAUAAGAGGCGGGGGGCCUCCCUUGCCAAGACCUUCUCUCAGGGUGAUGUUGGAAGUGAGGGCAGCCAGCCGAAGCUCCCAGUGAUGCUGUCUGCUUUGCCCAAAGGGGGUGAACCCACUGCAGUGCAGGAGCCUGAGUUUGCGUUUCUGCAAUCAGGGAAUGGCCAAGCUGAAGGUGACAGCGGUGUGGAAGAGGCUACCAUCAAUGGAGAAAAUGAAAUCAGCCAAAAAUGA